Mucor mucedo is the source of this 1116-nucleotide messenger RNA. RefSeq lists its product as uncharacterized. The record is from RefSeq and is a predicted model, not a curated record. The coding region runs from base 18 to 962 and encodes 314 amino acids. NCBI's taxonomy places the organism in Eukaryota, Fungi, Mucoromycota, Mucoromycetes, Mucorales, Mucoraceae. The transcript has 8 exons.
UUACAAACAAAAGAAAAAUGCAUGAUACAGGUUUUUCAUGUUGCUGUGGUCAGAGCGAGUGUGCUCGUUUACAGGAAUUUAACGAAUGUUUUAAAAAGACGGAGAACGACGCACGUUUAGCAGCAGAAUUUGGACAAGCACUUUUACAAGAACAAGACAGCGAGUUACAAUACAAUCUAGUAAAGGACAAUUAUCAUGAAUUAAAGCAAUUACGAUGGGAAAAUAAACAAUCAAAUGAGAUGAUUCAAAUGUUGACGUUGAAUACACUGGAAUUGAAAAAACAGAUGCAAGAAUACAAAGAGAAAAAUAAAGUUUGUGAACGAUUAUUAUCAGUCAAAACCAAAAGUGAAGAGAAUCUCAAGACACAGAUUUCGGAUUUAAAGCAAGAAUUAUCUCAAUUGAGAAAAGCAGAGAAUAACAUGACUAGCAAAUAUAAACGACUUCAUCAGGGCCAUGAAACACUUAAAUUAACACACGAGGCACUUGUACAAGAACAUGAUGGUUUCUUGCUCAGACAGAGAUCUAAGACACCACCACCCCCUUUCAUAUCCCCAUCACCCUCCCCACCACCACCACAAGCACCACCAGCAGCAGCAGCAGCAGCAGCACCAGUACAAAUAAUGCAAUCCAAAGUCAUUCCACAACCGCAUGUGACAGUCACGGAUCCUUUCCAAUCACUCCAUGCGGUAACACAACAAACAUUGGAUAAAAUUAAUGCAACCGAUACACGAGUCCUGAACCGUCGAUUAAAAAGGGUGUUUGACAUGUCUGAAUUAAGCGACCUGAGUAAUUCGAUCCUUAGUCAUAUCUCGAAUGAUCUCAAAGAUUUCCAAGAUCAAUUCGAUUGGGUGGACGAGAAAGACAACCACUUUUUCCCCUUGGUGAUGGUGAUUGAAGCGCAUUAUACAACCUAUGCUCUCUGCGUAUCACCAACAGCGACAUUUAUCAAGGCUAGAAAAUGAAAAUAAGAAGAGCUUUAUGAAAAACUUACUAUCCAUAUUUACGUAUAUUAAAUAAACAAAAACAAAUAAUAAUAAUAAUAAAAAAAAGGAGAGAUAGAGAGAGGGGGUAUAGUUUAAAGUCCUUGAGAGAUAAAAUCCCAGAUUCUCUUGGUCG